Messenger RNA from Chrysoperla carnea, 760 nucleotides. It is a transcript of the gene Tim10, whose product is annotated as mitochondrial import inner membrane translocase subunit Tim10. The record is from RefSeq and is a predicted model, not a curated record. Gene Ontology annotation, cellular component: mitochondrial inner membrane. The coding region runs from base 88 to 357 and encodes 89 amino acids. NCBI's taxonomy places the organism in Eukaryota, Metazoa, Arthropoda, Insecta, Neuroptera, Chrysopidae. The transcript has 2 exons. Gene Ontology annotation, biological process: protein insertion into mitochondrial inner membrane.
AAAAUCUAAUAUUGGUGAAUACGAACAAUCGGCUCGUAAAUUUUAAAAUAAACAUUAAAAGUUAAUCGUACAAAUAAUUCAUUAAAAAUGGCACAACAAAUGCUUGAUGAAGAAAAAUUAAAAUUAAUCACGGAACUAGAAAUUGAAAUGAUGGCUGAUAUGUACAACCGUAUGACAAGUGCAUGUCACAAAAAAUGUAUACCUCCAAAAUAUAGAGAUGCUGAUUUAGGGAAAGGUGAAUCGGUAUGCUUAGAUCGUUGUGUUGCUAAGUAUUUAGAUGUUCAUGAACGUGUUGGUAAGAAGUUAACAACAUUAUCACAACAAGAUGAGGAAUUGAUGAAGAAAAUGUCUCAAUAAAAUUAAAAAUCGAUUUGUUAACUUUUUUUGUAGUUUAUUGUUUUAAAUCAUAAAAUAAAUUGUAAAAUGUAUUUCUAGAAGUGUAUUUAUUAAUGACAAUGUAUCCUACUGGGCACUGGGACUUAUUAUGACAAAAUUUCAAUCAGUGAACCGUUGAAAUUAAUCGACUAAUUUCUGAAUCGAUUAUUUAAUUUGAUUAAUUUCAAUCAAAAUUAACCAUGACUUAAAUAUGGAAAAUCACUAUUGAAUCUGCAGGAUGUUCAUGAGCUUAUAACAAGAAGUAUUCAGAAAGCUGUUAAACAUUCACUUAUCUUUCCUGAGUACCACAAAAUACGCGAUAAUAUUUUGGGGAAAUUCAUUUCCUUACGACUUCACAUUCUUGAUAUAAAAGAUAAAAUGGUGC